UUUUUUUGUUUUUUUUAGUCUUCAUCAUGGCUUCAGCAAUCUUUAUAUUAGACCUGAAAGGCAAGGUGCUUAUUUCUCGUAAUUAUAGAGGUGAUAUUCCUAUGAGUGCAGUAGAAAAGUUUAUGCCACUGAUAUCAGAGGCAGAAGAUGAACAGAUUCCUUUACCUUGUUUUACUCAUGAAGGCAUCAACUAUUUAUACCUCAAACACAGUAAUCUCUAUCUCUUGGCCAUAACCAGAAAGAACACGAAUGCAGCUUCCAUCAUGCUUUAUUUACACAAGUUGACCGAAGUGUUUUCAGAGUACUUUAAAGAACUAGAAGAAGAAUCGAUUCGGGAUAAUUUUGUUAUCGUGUAUGAAUUGUUGGAUGAAAUGAUGGAUUUCGGGUAUCCUCAAACAACAGAAACCAAGAUUUUACAAGAAUACAUUACACAAGACGCCCAUAAGCUUGAAGUGCAAGUUCGUCCACCCAUGGCUGUUACGAAUGCUGUCUCUUGGCGCUCAGAAGGUAUUAAAUACAAAAAGAAUGAAGUCUUUUUAGACGUGAUUGAAAGUGUAAAUCUUUUGGUCAAUUCAAAUGGUAAUGUGUUGAGAAGUGAAGUAUUGGGUUCAGUCAAGAUGCGAUGUUAUCUUUCUGGUAUGCCUGAACUUCGUUUAGGUUUGAAUGACAAGGUGAUGUUUGAAGCUACAGGAAGAUCCAAUGCUUCUUCCAAAGCCAUUGAGAUGGAAGAUGUCAAAUUCCAUCAAUGUGUAAGACUAUCUCGAUUUGAAAAUGACCGUACUAUCAGUUAUAUCCCUCCUGAUGGUGAUUUUGAAUUAAUGAGCUAUCGACUUCAGACAACAGUGAAGCCAUUGAUUUGGGUAGAAGCUGUUGUAGAGACAUAUUCAGGAUCCCGUGUAGAAUACCUUGUGAAAGCAAGGGCACAGUUCAAGCGAAAGAGUUCAGCCAAUAAUGUUGAAAUUGAAGUGCCUGUUCCUGAUGAUGCUGAUACACCUAAAUUCAAGUGCAGCAAUGGUUCUGUCUCUUAUAAGCCUGAAAGAUCAUGUUUGGUCUGGAAGAUUAAACAAUUCCAAGGUGGUAAAGAGUUUAUUAUGCGUGCUCAUUUUGGUUUGCCUUCAGUUCAAGCAGCUGAAGAGGCAGAAAAGAAACCACCUAUUAACAUUAAGUUUGAAAUCCCUUAUUUUACUGUCUCUGGUAUUCAAGUGAGAUAUUUAAAGAUUGUUGAAAAAAGUGGAUAUCAAGCAUUACCUUGGGUUCGAUACAUUACACAGAAUGGAGACUAUCAAAUGAGAAUGCCAGAAUCUAUCAAGGCUUCUAAACGCAACAAUGCCAACCAAGAUUAUUAACGCCCCCCUUUUUUUUAUUGUAUUUUAUUUUGAAACGGCAUUUUAAACUUAACUUUAUCUGCAUCAAUAAAAAGGACUCCACUUCUUUAUCUUUCUCAUAUUUUCUUC
Molecule: messenger RNA, 1454 nt
Organism: Gilbertella persicaria
Lineage: Eukaryota; Fungi; Mucoromycota; Mucoromycetes; Mucorales; Choanephoraceae
Product: AP-1 complex subunit MU-1
Exons: 10
Coding region: 27-1346 (439 amino acids)
Biological process (GO): intracellular protein transport; vesicle-mediated transport
Cellular component (GO): clathrin-coated vesicle; clathrin adaptor complex
Molecular function (GO): clathrin-cargo adaptor activity
Source: RefSeq, a predicted model, not a curated record